GUUAAAUUCAUUUCAUUAAUGAAACGACAUCAUCAACUUAUCGUCUCAUAUUGUAUAUAAUUUAAUCAAUUCGUACAUCUUAAACGUCUUAUUUUACAUCCGUAUAUUGUGCUGUUAUUUUUUUUUUCCUUUUUCUCUGAAACUUCAUUGACAUUUAAGUCUCCUUACUAUUCAUUAUCGAUAUAAAAUUCACAUUUUUUUGACCGGCAUGGCGCCAAUAAAACAAUCACGAAAAAAGGCUACUACUUCUGAUUGCAAACAAAGAAGUUGCUGUUGUGCCGAUACUUCUGAAACUGAUUCUAGUGAUUAUUCCGAUAGUGAUAGUGACUCAUCUGAAACAUCAAAUUCAACUGAAUACUCAUCUGCUUCUUCAACUACAUCCGAUUCAACUACUGAUACCGAUGAACAAUCAUUCACUUGGGAAUGUAAUUGUCAAAAAAAUCGCAAACGUGGUGGGAAUAAAGUUGCUAAAGCUCGUGCUUCUGCUACAGAGAAUAAACGUUCUAAAAAACGUUCAUCACGUCGUAAAAAAUUAUCUUCAUCAUCUUCUUAUUCAUCAGACGAUUAUAAUCAUGGUUGCGGAUGCAAAUCAAGAAAAAAUCGUCGAAAUUAUUGUGUAUGAUAAUACUUCAUUUUUAUUUCUUCACUGAUCACUUAAGUUAUAUUUAUCAAUCAAUUAUUUUUUACCUUUUUAUUACUUUUUUCUAAAUUAACAAUUAAUCG
Chelonus insularis is the source of this 723-nucleotide messenger RNA. RefSeq lists its product as uncharacterized. Bases 209 to 622 code for a protein of 137 amino acids. Lineage: Eukaryota; Metazoa; Arthropoda; Insecta; Hymenoptera; Braconidae. The record is from RefSeq and is a predicted model, not a curated record. The transcript is spliced from 3 exons.